CGGGGUUGAGUGUAAAUAAGAGGAAAAAAAAGAAAAGAAAAAGAGAACACCACCAUCCAUCAAAGUAGUUGUGUUGUGAAAGUUAAACCUAAGUAACCCUUGUUCUCCUCCACCGCAGAAAGAGAGAGAAUGGCAAAAGAUAGCUGUCUAGCCAGAGUAACCGCCGGAGUCGCCGUCGGCGGUGCUGUUGGAGGCGCCGUCGGUGCUGUAUAUGGAACUUAUGAGGCUGUUAAGUUCAAGGUUCCUGGACUUAUGAAGAUCAGAUAUAUUGGACAAACAACACUUGGUAGUGCUGCAAUUUUUGGUCUUUUUCUUGGUGCUGGGAGCUUGAUACACUGUGGGAAGUCCUACUGAGAGGGAGAGUUGCUUGGAUAUUUAAAACAAUAAAAAGUAAGCUUAGGUAAAUUUGGUUACUUGUUUUUUUAUGUUUUUGUUUGGGAAGCAGAAUGACCUGCAAUUGUGGUGCAGUCAUCUCAUUUUAUAUUUGGUUUGUGCUACUCUUUGCCUGUUUCUUUGUUAUUUUAAACUUUCAUGCAUGAGGUUGAAGCUCUCAUUUAUUGCCAUGACCAAAAAAUGUACUUUAUUUUUUGAUGGAA
This is a messenger RNA of Helianthus annuus (common sunflower), 596 nucleotides long. Its product is annotated as reactive oxygen species modulator 1. Gene Ontology annotation, biological process: protein insertion into mitochondrial inner membrane; protein import into mitochondrial matrix. Lineage: Eukaryota; Viridiplantae; Streptophyta; Magnoliopsida; Asterales; Asteraceae. Bases 130 to 354 code for a protein of 74 amino acids. The record is from RefSeq and is a predicted model, not a curated record. Gene Ontology annotation, cellular component: TIM23 mitochondrial import inner membrane translocase complex. The transcript is spliced from 4 exons.